AUGAGAGUAUUCGAAAAGUUAGCAAAUUUCACCUUUUUCGUUUAACUAUUCGCAACCUUUUUUUGUCAAGAUUUGUGCAACAAUUAAAUUUUAAUAUCUAAACAAACAUUUUUUAGCUGUGAGUUAGGUUAGUAAAACUAGAUAAUUGAAGGAUAAUAUCUUUUAAAAAAUAUUGAAAAUUAAACAUCAUCUUUUACUUUGAUAGGUUGGUAUAACUUUUAGGGAAAUAUGGAUUAAGAUUAUUUAUUUUUUUAAGCGAUAGAUAAAAAUAAUUAACACAUUUUGUCUAUUUCCUUAAAUCCUAUAUAGCUAAAGAUUAAAACAAUUCUAUUUGGUUUGUAUAAUCCUAGUGAUGAUUUAGUUAUUUCAGCAGGAAAUUUAUCUAGUAUAUACAAUAAUUGGUUUUUUUUAAGAAUAACAAUAAAUCUCAAAUAUAGUUCAACUAACUACUAUGUUCACUAUUUGUUUUACAACAAAGAUACAGAGAGCUCUGGUAUGAACCUAAAUUCUACUCCAUUCAAAGAGUUUAGUAGAGUCUCGAGCAAAAAAUAUUUUGAUAACUAAUAUUUUCAAAUUUUUAUAGGUUAAUAAGCAGUUUACCCCUAUUCUGCAGCUUGUUCAAUUGUUAAAUAAAUCAUCUUAAUUAUAGGUUAGGCUACUUAAAGCAUAGGUUAAAAAAUUUCAUUCUAAGAAAAAUAGAUAUUAGCGGAAUAGGUUCUUUAUUUUAAUUUUGGUUUUGGAUCAUCUUGGCCUUCUUACUAGUUUAAUUAAGCAACCAACUAUUUCGGGUAUAGCAAAUAUAAUAAAUAAUCAAUCUUUAAUGAUUUUACAUUAAACUUGCAGUGCAGCGAAAGUUGGUAAGUAGGUUAAUUCGAAUAUGAUGCUUCUAAAGGUGUAAUGAUUUCUAUAGAUUUUAAAGUAACUGGUGAAUAAAUAAAUUCAUUAUCAACCAUAUUUUUGCUAGAAAAAUAAUAUACUUCUAAUAAGUAGAUAUUUUAUGAAAUUUUAUCUGAUAGCUACAAUUCAACUUUACUUUAACUCAGUGAAUCUUAUUUAGGAGUUGUUAAUAGCAAUUUUGUUUAUGUUUCCUUAAAUAAAUGGCACAGUACAGUAAGGGUAUUUUAAGGAACUUUUUUUGCCCCUUGUGCUAAUUGCUUGGCUUAGACUGAUAUAGUAAAUUAGCAAAAUUGUCUUUUAUGUUAGUCAAAUGCUUUAACUGUUAACUCAAUUUUUAGCAAUUAUUGUUCUAGCUUAAGCUCAUGCCCUUUACAAUAUAAAAUAAAAAUAUAGCAAAAUGUAUGUGAUUAUAAUGAUAGCACUCCAUGUGAUUCCACUCAACUAUCAUAUAAGAUGAGGUUUAAAUCUGAUGGAGACUGUAUUUGCCCUUUAGGAACUUUUUAGAACUAAAGCACAUGCUCUGAAUGUCCUGAAUACUGUGUUUUAUGUGAUUAAGCUACAGUUUGUACCUAAUAUUUAAUUAACCCUAAUUUAAGAGAUAGUAUUACAGGAAAAUGUUAACUAAAAGAUGCUUUUGAUGAUGGAAUAUCUUGUAUUUCAAGAUUUAUGAAGAUUCCUAAUCGUAUUAAUACAAAAAUAAAUUUACCUAACAAAAUUAUAGAUUGUUUAAAUCUAAAUUCUCUUAUUUAGACUCAAUAUUUAAUUAAAAAUGAUGCAUUUAAAAUUGGAACUUCUUCAAAUUCUUUUUUUAUUAGUCUCAGUUUUAAUAUAAUUUCUCCUACAAAAAAUGUUGGUGAAUCAUAUACAAUUUUAUUUAUGUAAGACCAAAAUAAGCAUAUAUUUACAUUAAUAGGAGUUUUAUUAGAUAACAACAGCAUUAAUUUACAGCUUUUUUCAGGAAAUGAGAUAAUACUGUAAACUACAAUAGGAUAUAAUUUAGAUAUAUGGAUUGGACUGUAUACAGAUCUUUCUAAUUUCAACUUAAUAAUAAAACAAAAAAGUGCUCCAUUAUCAUUUUAUUAAGUUAAAUCAUAAGGUUUAGACAAACUUUUAGAUCCAGAAUUAUAUGUAGGAGGUAUAAUUUCUUUUUAUAAGGCAACAAACUAUCCCUUAUGUGGUAGUCUACUAUAAAAUGUUUUCAUUUUAUAUGGAGACUAUACUAUGAAUUUAUAUCCUCAAACUCUUCAUUAUCUAAGCUUUCCUGAAAUGACAGUUAUAUUAGAAUUUAACUUUAGUGACUAUAAUUCUCUCCUCUUUUAGACAUAAUUAACUAUCUAAAAUAUAUUAGAUCCUACAAAACAAAUUACAUUCAAUACUUUAAAUCUUGGGUUUAACUAAUUUAAAGGAAUUCUUAUUGAUAAUAAUUCAUAAUCAAGGAUAUUAAUUACUUUAAUGCCACAAUUUGCUUUUAAGUUUAUGAUUUACCCAAUCAAAAACGAUAUUUUUUAUUAAGGGUAUACCUUUUUUUAAAUACUCGAUUAGGUAGAUGCUUAAGUAAUAGCUCUGAAAAUUUAUUAAGGAAAUUCUUUAUCAAGCAGAGCUAAGUUUUAUUCAAUUUACUGCAGACACUUCAAAUUCUAAGUUUCAUGUUGUAGUAAACUACAAAUAUGA
This is a messenger RNA of Tetrahymena thermophila SB210, 2568 nucleotides long. RefSeq names its product bowman-birk serine protease inhibitor family protein, putative. The record is from RefSeq and is a predicted model, not a curated record. The transcript is spliced from 6 exons. Lineage: Eukaryota; Ciliophora; Oligohymenophorea; Hymenostomatida; Tetrahymenidae.